CGGCCCGUGGGAGGGAGCGCGGGGCCCCCCGGCAGCGCCGCCGGCUCCCGGCCCUGCCCGGCCUCCUCGGUGGGAGCCGCGGCCAUGGCGGCCAGCGCGAAGCGGAAGCAGGAGGAGAAGCACCUGAAGAUGCUGCGGGACAUGACGGGGCUGCCGCACAACCGCAAGUGCUUCGACUGCGACCAGCGCGGCCCCACCUACGUGAACAUGACGGUCGGCUCGUUCGUGUGCACCUCCUGCUCCGGCAGCCUGAGAGGACUAAAUCCACCUCACAGGGUGAAAUCUAUCUCCAUGACAACAUUUACACAACAGGAAAUUGAAUUCCUGCAAAAACAUGGAAAUGAAGUCUGUAAACAGAUUUGGCUAGGAUUAUUUGAUGAUAGAUCUUCAGCAAUUCCAGACUUCAGGGAUCCACAAAAAGUGAAGGAGUUCCUACAGGAAAAAUAUGAAAAGAAAAGAUGGUAUGUUCCACCAGAGCAAGCCAAAGUGGUGGCAUCGGUUCACGCAUCUAUUUCCGGGUCUUCUGCCAGCAGCACAAGCAGCACCCCUGAGGUCAAGCCCCUGAAAUCUCUGCUGGGAGACGCUGCACCAGCACUGCACUUAAAUAAGGGCACACCUAGUCAGUCCCCAGUUGUAGGUCGUUCUCAAGGGCAGCAGCAGGAGAAGAAGCAGUUUGACCUUUUGAGUGAUCUUGGCUCAGACAUCUUUGCUGCUCCGGCUCCUCAGUCCACCGCUACAGCCAAUUUUGCUAAUUUUGCACAUUUUAACAGUCAUGCAGCUCAGAAUUCUGCAAAUGCAGAUUUUGCAAACUUUGAUGCAUUUGGACAGUCUAGUUCGAGUAAUUUUGGAGGUUUCCCCACAGCAAGUCACUCUCCUUUUCAGCCCCAAACUACAGGUGGAAGUGCUGGAUCAGUAAAUGCUAAUUUUGCUCAUUUUGAUAACUUCCCCAAAUCCUCCAGUGCUGAUUUUGGAAGCUUCAGUACAUCCCAGAGUCAUCAGACAGCAUCAACUGUUAGUAAAGUUUCAACAAACAAAGCUGGUUUACAGACAGCAGACAAAUAUGCGGCACUUGCUAAUUUAGACAAUAUCUUCAGUGCUGGGCAAGGAGGUGAUCAAGGGAGUGGUUUUGGGACCACGGGUAAAGCUCCUGUUGGUUCUGUGGUUUCAGUUCCCAGUCACUCAAGUGCAUCUUCGGACAAGUAUGCAGCGCUGGCAGAGUUAGACAGCGUGUUCAGUUCCGCAGCCACCUCCAGUAAUGCGUACACGUCCACCAGUAACGCCAGCAGCAGUGUAUUUGGAACAGUGCCUGUGGGUGCUUCUGCUCAGACACAGCCUGCUUCAAGUGGGCCCGCUCCAUUUGGGGCUACGCCUUCUACGAAUCCAUUUGUUGCUGCUACUGGUCCUUCUGCUGCAUCAUCUACAAACCCAUUUCAGACCAAUGCCAGAGGAGCAACAGCGGCAACCUUUGGCACUGCGUCCAUGAGUAUGCCAGCAGGAUUUGGAACUCCUGCCCCGUACAGUCUCCCCACCAGCUUUAGUGGCAGUUUCCAGCAGCCCGCCUUCCCGACCCAAGCAGCUUUUCCUCAGCAGACAGCUUUCUCUCAACAGCCCAAUGGUGCAGGUUUUGCAACAUUUGGACAAACAAAACCAGUAGUGACCCCUUUUGGUCAAGUUGCAGCUGCUGGAGUGUCUAGUAAUCCUUUUAUGCCUGGUGCACCAACAGGACAAUUUCCAACAGGAAGCUCAUCAACCAAUCCUUUCUUAUAGCCUUACACAGACACUGUACUGGAACGAACUUUUAUGUGAUCAUAUUACAUCUCUCCGCCUCUUGCACUGUUGUCUUGUUUCACUGAUCUUAGCUUUAAACAUGAGAGAAGUCUUUAAAAAGCCUGCAUUGUGUAUUAAACACCAGGUAAUAUGUGCGAAACAGAGGGCUCAGCAACAACUUUUCACGUGUGAAUUGGCAGAAAAAGGUAGCGGCAUCAUGUACAUUAAAAAUUGGCUAAUGUUAAGUUAUUGCAGAUCCCACAUUCAUUAUGCUGCAGUACUGUACAUAUUUUUCUUAGAAAUUAGCUAUUUGUGCAUAUCAGUAUUUGUAACUUUAACACAUUGUUAUGUGAGAAAUGUUACUGGGGAAUAGAUCAGCCACUUUUAAGGUGCUGUCAUAUAUCUUGGAAUGAAUGAUUAAAAUCAUUUGAAGCAUCACUUCUGGAAAGUUCAAAGUCAAAAUCGGAAGGUUUUAUUCAUUCUUGAAUUUUUCCUUCUAAAGAGCUCUUCUAUUUAUACACGGCUAAAUUCUUUAAAGAUGUGAAGGACACCUGUCUGCGGAAUAAAGCUGAUCAUGUUUUGCUACAGUUUGCAGGUGAACAAAAUAAAUAUUAGAAAAUA
Peromyscus eremicus (cactus mouse) is the source of this 2388-nucleotide messenger RNA. It is a transcript of the gene Agfg1, whose product is annotated as ArfGAP with FG repeats 1. The record is from RefSeq and is a predicted model, not a curated record. Gene Ontology annotation, cellular component: cytoplasmic vesicle. Gene Ontology annotation, molecular function: GTPase activator activity. Lineage: Eukaryota; Metazoa; Chordata; Mammalia; Rodentia; Cricetidae.